AUGCAUAUGCUCAAUGGCACGCUGUAUGGCGAAGAUAGGACGAAAGAAUUGCUAAAUCGUGAUUUCAACAAAGACGAGUCUUACGUCUUACGACCAAUCGGGAAUUGGGUCUUCAAUCGAGGCUGGUACCUGAAAGACAUCAUCCUAUCUUUGCAUUCCAUGGGACUGGGUCUCUCACGACUUUGCAUCAAGAACUCAUCUGGCGCCAACGCUCCGCUCAAGUUGACAUCGGAUUUUGCGAUUGUACGGUUGACCAAGGCGAACCAGGGAGAGAUCUUCAACGAUGAAUAUACUGAAGUCAAUAGUCUUGCGAAGCAAUUUGGGCUUACUGAACGGGCCAGAGAGAACUUGAUCUUACAACUUGCGGCUGGCGAGAGGACGGUGACGUUGCAGGAGAGGCAUAGGAAGUUGAUCUUGGAGUUUGGGGAGAGUGCGGGAACGAGGCUGACGAGUAUGAGGCAGGUCUUUACGAGUGAGUCUCUGGCCGAUGUGGACUGGGCAGCGCUGAGUGGUGGCAUUGAGGAUUCUCAUGAUUGAGAACAAUAAGCAUUGAGAGUCAGGGAGUAGCGGGGAUGUGUGGAUUCUACAGUCAGAC
This is a messenger RNA of Pseudocercospora fijiensis CIRAD86, 595 nucleotides long. RefSeq lists its product as uncharacterized. Bases 1 to 537 code for a protein of 178 amino acids. The record is from RefSeq and is a predicted model, not a curated record. The transcript has a single exon. NCBI's taxonomy places the organism in Eukaryota, Fungi, Ascomycota, Dothideomycetes, Mycosphaerellales, Mycosphaerellaceae.